This is a messenger RNA of Cottoperca gobio, 681 nucleotides long. RefSeq names its product ATP synthase inhibitory factor subunit 1b (gene atp5if1b). Lineage: Eukaryota; Metazoa; Chordata; Actinopteri; Perciformes; Bovichtidae. Bases 73 to 411 code for a protein of 112 amino acids. The record is from RefSeq and is a predicted model, not a curated record. The transcript is spliced from 3 exons. Gene Ontology annotation, cellular component: mitochondrion. Gene Ontology annotation, molecular function: ATPase inhibitor activity. Gene Ontology annotation, biological process: negative regulation of ATP-dependent activity.
AAUGGAACCUUCCUGUGGCGUAUUUUAAGGACAAGGGCACGUUCUGCUCUAGAUACUGUCAGUGUUGUUUUCAUGUGUGAAACAACCAUGGCGAGGUUUUUGAGGCCUAGCAUCAGGAGUUUUGUCACCUCACAGCUCAGAAUGUCAUCCGACCAGCUGGGUGAGCUGGGUAAAGGUGCAGGAAAAGGUGGUGGUGGGGGAGGUUCCAUCAGAGAGGCAGGUGGAUCCAUGGGGAAGAAGCAGGCCGCUGAGGAGGAGAUGUACUUCAAGCGUAAGGAGCAGGAGCAGCUUGCUGCAUUGAAGCAGCAUCACCAGGAAGAAAUUGACCACCACAAAAAGGAGAUUGAACGUAUGCAACGUGAGAUUGACCGCCACAAGGGAAAGAUCAGGAAGCUGAAGCACGACGACUGAGUGAAACCUUCCAAAAAAUUUGUUUUCAGUUUUUUCAACAAUCCAGCCAGACACCUUUUACUAUUUACUCAGAUUGCUGCAUGCACUGUGUCACCGGGCCUGUCCUGAAUGUGUGGGUGAUUGUUCUGUAGAUGCAUGAGAGAAUAAUGGCAUGAUGUGACACAAAUUGUACAACUUUUUCAAAAAACCUAAAUAUCUGUAAUGCCUUGCAUGGCAACAUCAAUUUAUUUUCUUGUGUGAUGUAUAAAUAAAUGUGUAAUGUAAAUGGCA